Misgurnus anguillicaudatus (oriental weatherfish) is the source of this 2415-nucleotide messenger RNA. The record is from RefSeq and is a predicted model, not a curated record. Lineage: Eukaryota; Metazoa; Chordata; Actinopteri; Cypriniformes; Cobitidae.
ACAACAGGAAGUGCUUCUGGACCAGUGUUGCAAAAUCAUCUAUACACAUAAAUGUUUACGUGACAAAUUACAGUAAACAACAGCCACGUGGUCUCGAAAGUCACGUGACUGAUCCAGGAAGUGAAGACGGGAGGUACGUUCAGUACGGUAAGUUAAGAUGGUGUCUCUUAUCUGCACCCUACAAAGUCACCGGGAUGAUGUGAACUGCUGCGCGUUCUCGAGCACUCUGCUCGCCACCUGUUCGGGUGAUAAAACUAUCUGCGUGUACUCGACGGGUGACUUCAGCGAGUUGCCGUUUUCGCCGCUGUCCGGACACGGCUAUGGAGUUCACUGCUGUUGUUUUAGCCCGUGCGGUCAGUACCUGGCCUCCUGCUCCACCGAUGCAACCACCGUGCUGUGGUCGAUGGACACUGGGGAAAUCGAGGCCGUCCUAGAGCAUCCCGGCAGAAGUCCCGUCAGGGUCUGCGCCUUCUCCCCUGAUUCAUCUCACCUCGUGUCUGGAGGCUCUGAUGGGACCAUCGCACUGUGGGAUUUUACCUCAAGGACUCUGCGCAAGACGGGUGCAGUUUCUGACACCAGUAUAGUUGCCUGCUCUUUCACUCCGUGCUCUCAGCUGUUCAUCACUGGCUCCACAUAUGGAGAUCUGAGACUGUGGGACCUGAAAAUGAACCAUCUCCAUGCGGAGAAGAACGCCCAUGACCUCGGCGUCUCCUGCUGUCAGUUUGCUCCUCAAAUAAUGAAGGAUCCAAAUGGCUUUGAUUGCUAUCGUCUGGCAUCAUGUGGACAGGACAGUUUGCUAAAGAUAUGGAUUGUUUCUUGUGUAUCUUCUGCAGGUGUUAAAAUGCAACUCAUUCACACUUUGACGGGUCAGUCUGCUCCAGUUCUGUCAUGUGCUUAUUCUGCUGACGGACAGAUGCUGGUGUCUGGAUCUGUGGAUAAGACCGUGACUGUCUAUCAAGCUAACGAGGGGAUCUUACUCUACACGCUUAACCAACACGACAGGUAUGUGACCGCAUGCGCUUUCUCCCCUACGGCCUCCAUCAUCGCAACUGGAUCCAUGGACAAGAGCGUCAAUAUCUGGAGGGUUGAGGAUGGUUGUAGUGCUCGAGGCAAAUGUCUUCCUGAGUCUUUGGGCCUGCGGAGUAAAGUCAUGAAGAAGAUCGAGGAGUUGAAGAUGUCCCCCGUCUGUAACGGUACUCCCGAUGAGUACCUCUGUCCAAUCACACGUGAGGUCAUGAAGGACCCUGUGAUCGCUGCAGACGGCUACUCGUAUGAACGGGAGGCUAUUGAGAGUUGGAUCAACACAAAGAGUCGCACUAGUCCCAUGACCAACCUCCCCCUGCAGACCACUCUCCUGACACCCAACCGCACCCUUAAAAUGGCCAUCUUCCGCUGGACCACCAGCCAGUGAAUUCCAACGUCACUCCAUUAGAGUAUAUGUAUAUUAAUAAUAAUACUGACCCCAGACCAGCAAUCCUGGCUGUCACUUACCUGACAUCUGUGGUAAUACUAAGUCCACAUUCUAUAAAGUACAGGAUCAACUUAUCUACAGUAGUAACUUAAAGAGUCUGACAGAAAUGUCUCAGGUUUCUCACUACAUUAAGGCUGAACCCGAGCUAAAACAAGAACUUUAUUGUAAAUAUGAUAAGAGGUAUAUGAUUGUAGUUAUGCUGCAUUUCGAUUGAUGUAGUUCAUAACAUUCAGCUUAAUGAGUUUUAAACAGCAGUCAUCAUAAAUGUUUGUCGACCACUUUCUGGAAGUAGGGGCCAGUUUGCUGGCAUAAUUAUGAUUCUUCUGUAUUGUUUUUAUAUCAUUUACAGUACAAAACUAUUUAUUUAGUCCGGUUUCAUUUCAGUUUAUAGGCUGCUACUGAUUCUUUAUAGCAUUAUCAACCGGAUGUCCUGUGUUAUGUUGUUCAUAUUAUUAUAUACAACGGUAUAAUAUACUGAAGCUUUAAAUGCUCUUUGCAUCUACAUAUAAUGUAUGCAUUUAUUCAUGGGCUGCACUUUCAUUACAUAAAUGUACUAUGAAUGUUAUGUAUAAUACAGUAUAUGAUGUAAAAAAAAAGUUAUGACGCUAAUAACACGCAUCACUGGCUUUGUUUUGAUAAAUUUGAUGAAAGAUUAAAAGAUAUAGCGGUAAAAUCAUAAACCAUUAUACAGUGUAUUUAUUAUGCUGGCAAUAAUUGGUUGUUAAUAAGGCAAGCAUCCCUGUUGCUAUUGAUGAAAAAAAUUACUAACCAACCCUUGGCUAUGUAUACUGAGUUGGACUUGAUGAGACUAUUUCCAGUGCACUUAUGUAUAGCUGUUCUUUUCUAUUGUUUACGUCAUUUGUAAGUCGCUUUGGACAAAAGCGUCUGCUAAAUGAUUAAAUGUAAAUGAUGAAAUCCAUAUUAAAAUAUGAUGUAUAACAGUC